Molecule: messenger RNA, 1469 nt
Organism: Colletotrichum navitas
Lineage: Eukaryota; Fungi; Ascomycota; Sordariomycetes; Glomerellales; Glomerellaceae
Exons: 2
Coding region: 200-1222 (340 amino acids)
Biological process (GO): lipid homeostasis; mitochondrion organization
Cellular component (GO): mitochondrial outer membrane
Source: RefSeq, a predicted model, not a curated record
CUACCUAUGACGUGUUGGGGAAUGGUCAGCUGCGCAGUCAACGAUUCGAGUGUACUCAGACAACCUAUUACAGGUGCUUGACCUGCAAAUACCCUUUGAUACAGGCCAACGAGCCAACCGGACCGACAUCUGGGCCACCUACAAACAGCCUCUCAUUGUGCUUGCACAGUGUCGGAAAGAAUCAGCGCCUCCGCUCGCUAUGGAGUCCAGAUCUCUCCAGUCGAAGCCGUCAGAGGAGACUCUCAUGUCGCUUCUCCAAUUAGACCCGUCGCCCAUUGAGACACCACCGGUCGAUACCGAGAAAGAUCUUCCACCUUUGCCGGAAGAUGCGCUUGAGAAUGGCACUAGCUCACUCAGGUCUACGUCUUCGGCCCCCGGCUUGAGUGGGAGCGGGCAUAGUACCAUCUUCUACCUUACGCGUAUACAAAAGUUUUCGUCUUACCUGAUACCUUUAUUUACGACGCUUCAUGUCACCAAUACUUCGAUAAUACCCCUUAUUGCCCGCUCCGUUCCGGCUUCCGAGACCUAUCUGUUGCUGUCUCGAGAGAUAUACCAAACGUCGCUCACAGAACCACUUCUCGUGAUAUUACCUAUAGUCGCACACGUUGCCUCCGGUAUCGCGCUUCGUCUCGUCCGUCGAUCACAAAACCUCAAGCGUUAUGGUGGUAACACACCAGGCAUGUACGCCUUAUAUCGCGCUCGGACCGGCAAAACCUCCCGAUCCUUGACAUCCAACAGCAUCAACUCGGCUGGUCGCAUAUGGCCACCUAUCAGUUACAUCUCCAUGUCUGGCUACGUCUUCACGACACUCCUCGCUGCCCACGUGGGCAUCAACCGCAUCCUUCCACUCUAUGUUGAGGGCGACAGUUCCAAUAUCGGCCUGGCUUUCGUUUCGCACGGGUUUGCUCGGCACCCAAUUCUAUCUUGGCUCGCUUAUACCGGCCUGCUGACGGUGGGCUGCGGCCACAUGGUCUGGGGCGCUGCUAGGUGGUUGGGACUGGCACCGUCAGCCAUGGGAUGGAGCGGUAGCGGCUCCAGUGUGGUCGAUAAGAAGGUCCGGAGGCGCAAGAGGAGAUCAUGGUGGGCACUGCACGGUGUUGCUGCGGUAGCAGCUGGUAUUUGGGCAGGCGGUGGUCUAGGCAUCGUAGCAAGAGGAGGCCUGACAGAUGGUUGGGUUGGCAAACUUUACGAUGAUCUCUUCGCUAAGAUCUACCUUUUGUGAAAAGAAUCGACUGGCUAGGUACCGAGCCCAUCGCAUAAUACCCAGGAGGCAGACCGCGUCACAGAUAUCACAUUCACACUCGUCAUCAAUACUAACAAAAUGUAUACGCCAUGACUGAUUUCGUGAAGGCGACAAGCGAAUGAUUAAUCACUUGCCACAGAUUUCACUCAAGGAAUAAAUAAAUACGAAGUACAUUUGAGGAAGCAGCAAGACCAAAAGGAAAGAUAUAAUAACAUUUUCAAGGAAA